GCUCAGGGUUCUGGUCUGGACUGAAAUCCAGGUACCAAUAGUAGCUUUGCCUCACUCUAACAACUCUACAAUAUAAGCCCCUUGGUCUGCACCGUCGUAUACCUUACUUUGAUUAAGUCCGCACCCCUCAGUCCAUCUCAGAAGGCGUAGGACGGCAUAGCAUUGGCCAGCCAAACCAUACCCUCCCUGACAGCUAUCAUGGGUUCGUCAGCCAUUUCGCUCGAAAGCGCCGCCAGCCGAAGCGUUCUAAAAGCAGCGGCAUUGCCGCACGCAAUGUCCCAACCUCCACGUACCCGACGACCUUCGCAACGCGGCGGCGUUGUCUGCUGUAGCGCUUCCGACAGCCAAGCUGCCAGCGCGAGACAGACUGUCAAAUUUCGACCGUGCAUUGACAUUCAUAAGGGCAAGGUGAAGCAAAUAGUCGGCUCUACACUCCGUGACCUGCCCUCCCAAGACACACCAGCCACCUCCUCCUCCUCCUCUUCACCAUCUGAGCCCGUGACCAACUUCGAGUCGGAUCGCAGUGCAGCAGAGUAUGCCAGCAUGUACGCCGCUGAUUCGCUGCCAGGAGGCCACGUCAUCAUGCUGGGGGCCGAUUCUGCCAGUCAGGAGGCAGCUCUAGGGGCGCUGAAUGCCUUCCCAGGCGGGCUGCAUGUUGGGGGCGGCAUUACGCCAGAGAAUGCGGGGCUCUACCUGGACGCAGGGGCCAGCCAUGUCAUCGUCACAUCAUACGUGUUCCGGGAGGGUGCGGUGGACGAGGACCGGCUUCGCAGAAUGGUGGAAGCAGUGGCGCCAGAGCGACUGGUGCUCGACCUGAGCUGCAGGAAGAAGGGCGACCACUACUACGUGGUGACGGACCGCUGGCAGCGCUUCACAUCGCUGGUGGUGGACGGGGAAUCGCUGGGGCGGCUGGCAGACUGCUGCGAUGAGUUCCUCGUGCACGGGGUGGACGUGGAGGGCAUGAAGCUGGGCAUCGAUGAGGAGCUCGUUUCUCUGCUUGGGAAAUAUUCACCGAUUCCUGUGACCUAUGCUGGAGGAGUUCGCUCUCUUGCGGAUCUGGAAAUUGUGAAGGCAGCUGGGAGGGGAGCGGUGGAUGUGACAGUAGGAAGUGCCCUCGAUAUUUUUGGAGGGGACCUGCCAUACAGAGAAGUUGUGGAGUGGCAUAGAAGCCAGCUGUAGAUCUAGAAAGCAAUCUACGGUGUUUGCAUUACUUUCCUCCGUGUUAGACCCACCACCAUAUGUUUUGCGGGUCAGAUUAUUGGUUUGACUUUUUAAGCAUGCCUCAG
Molecule: messenger RNA, 1286 nt
Organism: Closterium sp. NIES-67
Lineage: Eukaryota; Viridiplantae; Streptophyta; Zygnematophyceae; Desmidiales; Closteriaceae
Source: the annotation of a GenBank genome assembly